This is a messenger RNA of Cajanus cajan (pigeon pea), 887 nucleotides long. Lineage: Eukaryota; Viridiplantae; Streptophyta; Magnoliopsida; Fabales; Fabaceae. The record is from RefSeq and is a predicted model, not a curated record.
UCUCAUAUUUGUAAAAGAGAACCCAACCCGCAUGUCAGUGCCAAUCUAACAAGCUCCACUUUCGCAAACAGAUUCCGAAGCCUAAACCCAAGCGCGGCCGCCGCAGUGCAUCAUCAACAUCAUCCGGUGUCCGGAAAAAGCAUCCGUCGAACGUUCUCCGGUCUCCAUUGGCAUAAUUUCGCGAAACCUCGUUGCGUCAGACGAAGAAAAAAAAAAAGAAUGUCUCACAGUGGCGUAAGGUGUGGCACGAGGCUUCUGAGCCUCACGCGCGCUUUUUCCACGGAGGCGCGUGCGCAGAAGGUGGAGCGCAUCGCCGACGAGCUUCUCGACCUCAACAGGUUCGAGAGACACGAUUUCACCGUCCUCUGGCGGCUCAAGAUGGGCCUCCACCGCUACGGCGCCCCCGCCGCCGGCAUUGUGGCGCCAUCCGUCGCGGCUUCCGGGUCCCCCGCGGUGGCCUCGGCCGCGGCGGCGGAGAAGACCGCCUUUGAUUUGAAGCUGGAGAAGUAUGAUGCUGCUGUGAAGAUCAAGAUCAUCAAGGAAGUGAGGGCUUUCACUGACUUGGGGCUGAAGGAAGCGAAGGACUUGGUGGAGAAGGCUCCCUGUGUUUUGAAGAAGGGGCUCACUAAGGAGGAGGCUAAGCCCAUCAUGGAGAAGCUUAAGGAGUUGGGUGCUGCUGUUGUGUUGGAUUGAUUCAUUCUCAAUUUCACUUUUGUGUUACUUGUAGAAUCAUUGAAACUUGUUUAUGGGUGAUGAAUGAUGAUGAUAAUGAUAAGUGAUAAGUUAUAUGUCUUACCCCCUUUCCUCGUUUUUAUGUUUUGUUGGUAGGUUGAUAGUUUUUGUUAUGUGACAUUCUUAUUUUAAUUGAAGUUUGACAUUGGAAAUCA